Messenger RNA from Rhincodon typus (whale shark), 2051 nucleotides. Its product is annotated as zinc finger protein 239-like. The record is from RefSeq and is a predicted model, not a curated record. NCBI's taxonomy places the organism in Eukaryota, Metazoa, Chordata, Chondrichthyes, Orectolobiformes, Rhincodontidae. The transcript has 2 exons. The coding region runs from base 466 to 1104 and encodes 212 amino acids.
CCACCAUCGUUGUGGCAGGGCGGGGCGGGUGGAAAAGUGAAGCGACACGCAUGCGCAUGUCGCUUCCUGGGGGGGCGGGGCGAUUUGAGGGGGAAGCAUUUACAAAGCAAACUGAAACCAAGAGAAAUGUUUGUGUUUUCUAGAUUUCUAUCCUGGACUGACAGUACUUUUUCUUUUGUGAAUUGAUUUUACAGGAUAUUAAUUGAGAAUAAUUGAGACCAGGAUCUCACUGAUAGUCAGCAGAGUCAUCAGGAUCUGAAUAUCAUUGGAAUUUAACUGUGGAAGGACAAAGGUUGUUUUGCAAUGAGAGAUUUCAGAUGAAACCUCAUCCAGAUCUGACAGUCACUCUGUUUGUAAUAAGCUAAUUAUCUCAGGAUUUUGUACAUUGAAGGAAAAAGCAACAUUCUCACCUGGGAGAAACACGUAUUGUCUGUGUGUGGAAGAGUCUGUGAAGAUUCAUCUGAAAUGUCCAAAUGCCAGUGCAGUGACACUGGCGAGAGACUGUGGAAAUGUGGGGAUUGUGGGAAGGGAUUUCUUUACCCAUCCCAGCUAGAAAUGCACCAACGCAGUCACACUGGGGAGAAGCCAUUUACCUGUUCUGAUUGUGGGAUGGGAUUCACUCAGUCAUCCAGCCUGCGGAUCCACCAGCGAGUUCACACUGGAGAAAGACCAUUCACCUGCUCCCUGUGUGGGAAGGCAUUUACUUGGUCAUCUGGCCUGCGGAAACACCAGAGAGUUCACACUGGGGAGAAACCAUUCACCUGCUUCCUAUGUGGGAAGGCAUUCACUCAGUCAUCUGACCUACUCAUACAUCGGCGAGUUCACACUGGGGACAGACCAUUCACCUGCUCUGAUUGUGGGAAGGGAUUUAACCAGUCAUCCAGCCUGCGGAUACACCAGCGAGUUCACUCUGGGGAGAAACCAUUCACCUGCUCCGAUUGUGGGAAGGGAUUUAACCAAUCAUCCAACCUGCGGAUACACCAGCGAGUUCACUCUGGGGAGAAACCAUUCACCUGUUUUGAAUGUGGGAAGGGAUUUAACCAAUCAUCCAGCCUGCAUAGACACCAGCGAGUUCACACUGGGGAGAAACAUUCACUUAGUUAACUCACCUGCGGAGAGAAGAGAGACCUUUACUUGCGCUUUAUGUGGGAAGGCUUCACUGUCAUCCAAACUGUUAACAUGCCAGUAAAAUGACACUGGGUGGAUCCUGUUCACCUGCUCUGUUUGUGUAAAAGGAUCUGCUGUUUGCAAACAUACCAGCAAAUUCACAAAGAACCGCAGAUGAAGGGUUUUGCUUUUACUCACACCAAGGUAUGAACCUUGGUCAUUGGGCCAUUUGUAUUGAUAUUAUUAAACCCUGCUGUAUUAAAGGUGCUGAUAUUGUAGGUAAAAUGUUGAUACAAUUGUGUAUCUGUGUGGUAAGUUUUGAAAAUGAUCAAUAGUCGCUGUAUAUUAACACAUUUAUACUGAUAAAGACUGUCCAUCUGCAUAUUGUUUGUAAAGUAAUUUUGUGGUUCAUCAGGACUGGUUAAACAGCAAUGAGUUCCCUAGUAAUUGUCAGUGUUGGAUUUUGAUGCUGUUGUUGUCUAUAUCCAAACCAUGUUUUCUGGAACUGUUUCUGAUGAUGUGUGUAAACACCACAGGUUCAGUGACUUAUUUGGGAUAAAAACAAUACAAAUCAGUUUUUCGUUAAAACUGUGUUGUAUCAGGUCUGCCUCAUUCUGAGUGCCUUAGAGAUAAGGUAAUCAUGUGUACCCUUCAUAUGAGCAGUUGGGAGAAAGCACAUCCAGAGUGAGACAUAGCCUGUAAUGCCGGAAAUUUAGUUACAAGUGCUCUUGGGCCUUGUGAAACCUAACUUGGCAAGGGGAUGGAAUCCAGACUGAAUGUCCAAAAGGGUAAGAAGAAAAUAGAACAAUGAACAAGUGAGUCAAGGAGGCAUUGACAUUACAGGCCAGUUAAGGUACAAGGGAGUUUGAUAUGGUUGAGUGACAUUGAUUUUUAAUGCUAUGAGUUUGAACAAGGCAUAUGAGUUGAGGAUACAGAUUAAAACA